ACUUCAUUGGAGCGACACGUCAAUGCAAGGAGCUGCUGGAUUUAAACCCUGAUCUCUUUUAUGUUAUUGUUUUUUAACUUCUUUUCAGCGCCCCAAAGACUUCAGCCAUCAAAGGAUCGUUUGCAUGGAUGUGUGUGCGUUUUUUUUUUUUUUUUUAACUGCAAUUGGCAGCCAAGAAUGAUGACCAUUGCUUGGAGCUUAGUGCGGAUCACAUCCACCAGCAAAAAACAAGCAGGCUUUUAAUCCAGAAAGGAUUCCUCGCCUUUGUGCAAAGAGUCUGCUCGCCGUGUGCGAGGAGGACCGGCGGGAAUACAAGGAUCAAGUCAAGGGCACGUUCGCUACCUCGCUGCAACUCUUCCAAAGAUGCCGGCGAGGAUAGAAAGCUGAGCUCGGGAGUUUGGUGGAGCUUCAAGAAUUCCGAGGAAAGUUCAAACAAACACUCUUCCCCCCUUGUGUUUCUUGGUGUGAGGCUAGGAUAACCAUGUGGACGUUAGCGGCAGGCACACGCUGCCUCGCGUUUGCCGCCAUCCUAUUGGCCCUCUGCGUCCAAUCAGCAAUGACGGUGGAUGACGACGUCACGCCGCGAAUCUCUUUCCCAUACGAUGCCAAGGAGAGAUCGGCCAAGAGGUUCUCCGCCGAGGGCGUCUUCAAUUACACGUCGUUGUUGCUCAGCCAGGAGGAUGACAUGCUGUACGUGGGGGCCCGGGAGGCGCUGUUUGCCCUCAGCCUCUCCGACAUCAGCAGGACUAAGCUGCAGAAGAAUCUGACUUGGGCUACUCCGCUUGGAAAGAGAGAAGAAUGCAGCUUCAAAGGGAAGAACCUCGAGACCGAUUGCUUCAAUUACAUCAAGAUUCUGCUGCGUCUCAACAGCACGCACCUGUACGUGUGCGGCACCUACGCCUUCAGCCCCAUCUGCGGCUACAUUAACACGUCCACGUUCACUCUGGCGAAGGACGACGCCGGCGAGGUGGUGAUGGAGGACGGGCGCAGCCGCUGCCCUUUUAAUCCAGAGUACAAAUCCACUGCCAUCAUUGUUGAUGGUGAGUUGUACACUGGCACAGUCAGCAAUUUCCAAGGGAACGAGCCUGUCAUCUAUAAGAGUUUGGGCCAAGGAACAGCGCUAAAGACGGAAAACUCUUUAAAAUGGCUGCAAGAUCCCGUCUUUGUGGGCUCGGCUUAUAUCGAGGAGAGUCAGCCGCUAGGGAACCCCGUCGGCGAUGACGACAAGAUUUACUUCUUUUUCAGCGAGGCGGGGAAGGAAUUUGACUUCUUUGACAACACCAUUGUGUCAAGGAUUGCUCGCGUGUGCAAGGGAGACAGAGGUGGUGAGCGUGUACUGCAGAAGAAGUGGACCACCUUCCUGAAGGCCCAGCUCCUGUGUUCUCUGCCCGACGACGGCGUCCCUUUCAACAUCAUCCAGGACAUGUUUGUCCUGAAGCCCAUGGGAGACAGCUGGGAGAGCACCGUCUUCUACGGGGUCUUCACAUCACAGUGGUACAAAGGUGCGUCUGGCAGCUCUGCAGUUUGUGCCUUCACCAUGGCCCAGGUGGAACGGGCCUUCAGCGGGCGCUACAGAGAGGUCAACAGGGAGACCCAGCAGUGGUACACCUACAACCACCCGGCACCAGAACCGCGACCCGGAGCGUGUGUCACCAACCACCCCAGGCAAAUGGGAAUCCAGUCGUCCUUGCACAUGCCCGACAAGGUGCUCAACUUUGUCAAGGACCAUUUCCUGAUGGACAGUGUGAUCCGCAGCGUCCCCUUGCUGCUGAAACGCAGCGUGCGCUACACACAAAUUGCCGUUCACAAGAUUCAGGGCAUGGAGAAUCCCUACGAUGUGCUCUUCAUCGGAACAGAUGACGGAAAACUACACAAGGCCGUCAACGCUAAGAAGAAGAUCCACAUUAUCGAGGAGAUGGUUCUGUUUGCUGACCCGCAACCCGUGCAGCACAUCGAACUGGACCCUCAGAGGGGUCUUCUGUUUGUUUCGUCCUACUCGGGCCUGGUGGAAGUCCCUGUGGCCAACUGCUCCAACUACCUAAGCUGCGGAGAGUGUGUCCUGUCCAGGGACCCUUACUGCGCCUGGACUGGACGGCUUUGUCGGGACGUCAGGAUGGCACCGCCUAACAGCCACUGGCAGCAAGAUGUGGAGGAGGCUGACACUUCGGCCAUUUGUAACGGGACGCACUCCGGCCCGAGAUCUGCCCGACCAGCAGCUACCCGUUGGUCCCGUUGCCAGCUGAUUACAAUCCCCGCCAACACAUUCCGGGUCUUGCCGUGCAAGCUGCGCUCCAACCUGGCAAAGAGGAAGUGGCGCUACAGCACCGGCGCUAGCCAGUCCCUGUACGCCACGGUGGAGGGCAACCUAGUGGUGGUGGCGCAGGCCGACAAAACGGAGACCUACGAGUGCUGGUCGGAGGAGCAGAGCUUCCGCCAGCUGCUGGCCAACUACUGCGUGAGAGCGGAACCCCGGCAGGAGGGCUACACCACGGCGCCAGGCCACUCGCGCACGCCGCACGUGAAGCUAGAGGAGGUCAUGAUCCUUCCCGGCGAGUCUCGCUCGGAGCAGAUCCACACCAAGACCUACUGGAACGAGCUCAUUGUGGUGUGCGCUUUGCUGGCGUUCUCCCUCGUGGUCUUCUCCCUGUUUGUCAUCUACCGCAACCGCGACCACAUGAAGUCCAUGCUCAAGCAGGGCGAGUGCGCCAGCAUGCAGCAGAAGAAGCCCAGGAUAGUCGGCAAGCCCGCAGAGAGCCUGCCGCUCAACGGCAACACCAUCCCCGUGUCCACGUCGGACCACAAGGGCUACCAGACGCUCAACGACAACUACAUCUGCAGCACGCCCACCCGGGAGUCCUCGCCGGAGAGCAAGAGCUUCUCCGACGCUUCCGACGGGCGACCGCUCAAUGUCAAGGAGAGCCACGUGGAGUACUCGCCCACAUUACCACGUCCCAGAGUGCGACUCGGCUCGGAGAUAAAAGACUCCAUCGUGUGAGAGCGGACCACGGCAGCUUUUUAUUUUGCUCAGUCGUUUCCUUUGCUUUCAAGCUGCGUGCGGGACGGGAAAAGCAGCUCCGACAGGGUUGAGGACUCGGCAGCUGCUUUCCAAUAGUUUUAGUCAAUUUCUUCACAGCCACUAAUUGCAUACACAAUGCCUGCAGAGUGGCAAUGCAAGACAGAAGACGCUCGCUCAGUAUUUAUGUCUUCAAGUCCUUAGACGUCCCCCGGCUGCACAAUAAUCACCAAGUUCAGGUUCAAGGAGGACCAAAAAAAAAAAGCCCUCUGACUAAGACUGUGUGACAAUGAUGAAUCGAUGAAGGACAAUGAGACUGCAUGACAUUGUAACAGAUCUAAGGAGCGGCGAAAAGGGCACCAAACGCCUCGUACUGCCUGAAUGUAUGGCUGGAAAAGACAAAAAAAAAAAAAAAAGUCUGGUCUGUUCACACUAUGGACCCUCGGACGGCGCACGCCUAUACCGAAUCGUGCAGGUACUACAAGCAUUAAGCGGGGUACAUGCAUACCGAUGACUUUUUUUUUUCCCCCCUUGAUCAAAGCCAAGAAAGGCCAGAUUUUGGGAUGCCACAAAAAGAUUAUCCUGAGCAACUAGCCUGUGGUGUCUUUUUGUAAAAAGAAAUCAAAAAACAUAAAUCUUUAACCUGAUCAAUAUAUACAAUUUGACACGAUUGUUUAUUUUGUGGUCAACACUGAGGCGGGCUAGCCGAACUUUGGAGUAGAUUGCCUGGGAGUGAUUCCGAACACAGCCUCAAUCGUCUUUGAAUUUCUUCUUUGUGUUUUUUUCUGGCUAGCUGGAUGCACCACGCUGCCUCUCACAGGUCAGUCUUGGAACUGCAACAGAUGUGUUGAUUAGCACGCCAGCGGUCAAACACACUUUGGAAUUUCCUCGUCGCGCGUAAAAGUCGGUAUGUGUAUACCCCGCUUUACUUAACUGAAAGCCAAGGAGUGAAAAAUAAAAAUCUUCAGGGUCACACCGAACCAUCCCAUGCUCUGUGCCAAAAAAAACAAAACUUAACAAACAAAAACAAUUAAUCGAAAUGCAAUAGUGCCAUUGUGUUGUGAUGACCACUUUCUUUGUUUUUAGGAUCGCAAAGAGCACACAGAGGCCUUCGCGAAAGGCACUAAAGUAUCAUUCUGUGUUUGGUGGCGCUUUUACACAGUUGAUCACAGACCAUUUAAGAAAUCUACACUGCUCACUCCUAACUGUCUGUUUCUCUUACUACAAUAUAAUCAACUGUGCAGACCACAAAAAAAAAAAAUUCAAAACUAAAAUUGAGUCUUUGUUAGCUAGCAGGUAGAGCAAUGUAAAACAACAGAGUUGCUAUUUCCUGGUCACGUCGCACGUUGUUCUCAGUCACUUGUUGCUAGGCGGGACUCAGGGGCAAAAACAUGCCCAAUGGAAAAUUCCUGUUACUGACGCCUCUAUGUGUCCUUUACUCAUCACCAUUGAGUAUUUAGUUUAGGUUAGUAAUUCAUUUACAAUCUAUUCCAUUUAAAGUAGACUUAUUCUUUUCCAUAUUUGGGAUUUUUUUUUUUUUAAUUAGCUAUACUGUGGAAAGUCUAUUGCCACAGUUCAACCACUACUCAGUAUUGAAUAUAAACUAUAUCAUCUGCUGAAUUUAGGACAGCGCGGUGAAAAGCACGUGUCUCCAAAUAAGGCAUUUGUUGUGUGUUUGUUUCAAUCUAAUUUUUUUUUUUUUUUAUGUUUUGGUUUGUGUUCACUCGGGAUUUUGUCAGGAUUUGUCCGCCCAAUGCACAUAGCAGAAAACUUGAAGACAAGAAAAUCAUUUGAAAAACAUAACAAUAAGGAUUAUUACAUUUAUUGAUCCACAGUUUAAUUGAUACUAUCGAGUUUAAAAUGUGGCACCUGCUGGAAUUACUUGUGCAAAAUGGCCAUUUAGUGGGAAACAUAAAAUCGAAAGUAACGAUAUUUUUUUAUUUUCUCAUGCCAACGUCGUGUUGAGCUGUUGCGCAGCUGUAGCUCAACUUUCCCAUAGUUGACGUGACGUUCUCCAAAUUUCAAAACCUCCCUUCUCGAUAAACAGACCAAUUAUUUUUUGCCAAACUUUGAAGAAUGUAAUCGUUUGAGAGGUCAGUGCAGAGAUAAUCUCAAUACCAGCUCCCGGGUUUCAUCAUCACUCGAGUCCAUGUGAAAGCACAAACCAGGUUCUUUGCACAGCAUGUCCAUUUCCACAUUAAAAAUGCAACUACUGAGAAAACAGCAAGAAAACAGGGACCAUUCUAAACAUUCUUUGUAUACUCUUGAGACUUAAAUGACUUUUCCCAAAGAUGGAGGAAGCUUGUCCAUAACAAUAUUACCAACGCAGAGCAAUAGGGCACCGCGUCACUGAACCACAAACUAGCAGCAUCUAUUUCAGCAGAAAACCUUUUAAGAACAAGAAUGACCGACAUCUGGAUCCGCCCCCCCUCCCCCCCCCCACACACACACACAUCCAGUUGACAAAGUAAUUGCACAGCAUAGAGCGCACAAAGUGGUCUGUGUUUAUUUUUUUUGCUUUGAUUCUAUCAACUGUCUGUGCUUAAUAUUGUGUGCGUGUGUGAAUUUUUAAGGGACCUUGUGUAAGACGUGUUGUAGAACUAGAACUGAAUUGUUUGCUACCCACAAUAUUUGCUGCCGCAAUAGUCUACUGCUGAUGAGUGCACACGCGUUUUGUGGAUCAAGCAUAUUCAAGCAGGAAUGGUAUCUAGUUAUAAUAAUGUGUGGUUAGCAAAAUGGGUGGGAGGUGGUGCCUCAAUACCUUAAAAGGUGACACUACACUUUAAAAUGUGCCAAAAAUGUGUAAAAGGAAAUUUAACAUGCUGCUAAAUCGAUUUGGAUUAUUUCAAGAGUGAGCCUUGCACAAACACAAUGUAAGCAAACUGCUAAAAUGGAUUAAAUCUGAAAAUUGACACUUUUAACCGGAAUGGUUAAAACUCUACAAUCACACUGAUAUGGAAACUUUGACGUGACAGCUUUCGAAAAUAUAUUUUCAAGCUUAAUUUCCGUGAGUUGGCCUUCAACCUAAAUUUGGUCACCUAUAGAGCAAGCCAAGCCAAGCUAGCUGGGUUUGCAAUUUUGUCACACUAGGAACUCAUGAAAUUGUAUUAAUUAAAGACCCUGGGAACUAGACUACAUGAUCAAAAAAAGGAGAUCCUGCUUUUAUAUGCUUGACAGCCUCAUAAAAGUAUAAAAUGCCUUCUUUUUUUUUUCCUUCGGCCGUGUGCCGUGUCGUACUGCCCAGCAUUUACAAUUCACAGUAUACACGGGUCACGUUAGCAUUGUUCACCGUAACUGCUAACCAUAACACUAGGAGCUGCUCAAAAUGUUGUUGUUUUUUUGUUUCAUUUUUAUGCACACACAUGCCUUUCUGAAGACACAAACUGACGUACGGUUACCAUUUGGCCUUAAUUGUCAUGCAUAUUUAUUUUAUUCAUGACGAGCUUUUUGUUUCAGAGCAAUUCAAGCUUAAUUUUGAGUGGCUCCUCGGUGAUGCAACGAAUACUGUACUGGACAUGAAUGUAAUGGCCACCUCAUUGUCUUUUUUUGUAGGAUUUCUUUUUUGUUUUGUUCAAACAGUCCCGUGAUAUAAAGACCAGCACAAUCCAACUAACAUUUGAUAUAUAUUGGUGUCAUUCACUGAGUUGACUGAAAAGCAAAGUAGAAAAAUGUGGUCUUGCCUGCAUGAUUCCCUUCUAUUUUUUUUUUUAUUAUUAUUGUUAUUAUAAUUAUUUGUCGUGUAUAUACUUGUGAACUGUAUUUUUUUUUGUUAUGGAAAUGAAUUGUGACUGUUGUUUUUGUUAUAAUGUACAUAAAAAGCACUUUAUUUUAAAAUAUUUCAGAUAAAUGAAUAAAAUCAAUGUUUUUAACAGAA
Syngnathus typhle (broad-nosed pipefish) is the source of this 6887-nucleotide messenger RNA. Its product is annotated as semaphorin-4B-like. Gene Ontology annotation, biological process: negative regulation of axon extension involved in axon guidance; negative chemotaxis; axon guidance. The record is from RefSeq and is a predicted model, not a curated record. Bases 482 to 2995 code for a protein of 837 amino acids. Lineage: Eukaryota; Metazoa; Chordata; Actinopteri; Syngnathiformes; Syngnathidae. The transcript has 15 exons. Gene Ontology annotation, molecular function: chemorepellent activity; semaphorin receptor binding.